GGCGGCUUUCAAUAUCCAGGUCCCUGCUAGCUACUUUCUCUGCACGCCGGACCAACAACGAUCGAAGCAUGAACCGUUCCAGCACCGUCGACGCCAGCAAGUCUCCAUCCUCGGGAGCGGGCCAGGAUACUAACGGCGGUGCUCAACUGCGGGAAGACAUAAUCCUGACUCCUGCCUCUACAACAAUGUCGGAAGGAAGCGAGGGUGAAAGAAAUGAGAGGCGAGAGGCAGAGGGGGGGUUAACACGGCCGACCGAAGAUAACGCCGAAAUGGGGGAGCCGAAGAUGGAUAACAACAACAAUCGCCGCGAUAAUAUCCCAGAAGUGGAGGAUUGGGCUCAAUACACGCCAUCCCGCAACAGAGACAUUCGUGAAGAGAUGGGCAGUUUGAAUAACGAAAUUCCGAACCUAAAAGAAUUAUUCGCUAGAACUAGUUCUGCUAUGGACGAAGAGGCCGAUCACCUUACGAGAGUAAAGGCAAAUCACCGAUCGUCGCUCGCUUCGCUUGCCGAAUCUCACCGAACUGAGAUCUCAAACCUUACUGCGUCCCACCAGAAUGAAAUCAAAAAGCUUGAGGAAUCACACGUGGAGGAGAUGCGGAAUGCCCGGAGAGGCUAUGGCUUUAAUAACGAUCUCGUUCGUGGAUUGCAUGAGAGUUAUGGGAAACAGAUCGAAUCAUUAGUUCUCGAUCUAGGAGAGGCUAGGCGACAGCUGAAAAUGAAGUUGCGUUCUAUUUCAUCAACUUCUUCCUCGCCUAUGGCAACAAAAUCUAGUGUUUCUUCAUUUCCCGACGAGGACCCCUUGGUCCACGAUAUCCUUGCGAGAAGGUUACCCAUGAUUCUCAAUUUUGGCGAUCUUGAUAAGGCACUUUCAACUACCGAAAUAUCCAUCCCGCACCCUGGAUCUUCGUUCAGGGCUGUGUACAAACACCUUUGCCAUGCUGCCAAGAACCACCUUCAAGCUCUUAAUGCUGCUGCGGAACUAUUCGCUACUGGUGCUAAAUGGACAUCGGAAGUUCGGAAGAUUAAGCACUGGUAUCAAUCCGCUCUCGAGGAACGGAUCCAUUUUAGGAUUCUAAAUGAGAGCGGUGGAAGUAAUAUCAAAGAUUUAUGGGAAACCGGGUUAUGGAAAGCAGAUGAUUUUAUUCUGCAGGUCGAUUGUGCGGCAGAAGAAGCCUGGCCGAAAGUUCACGUAUAUGACGAAGGCAUUGCAGAGCAACGAAAAAAAUUGACCUCACCCAGCGGGGGUCGGCCUUCCUCUCUGAGGUCUCAAUCAAGAACUUCUUUCGGUCUGACAUCGGAGCAACUUAUCGAAGUUGAAGGUGAAACAUCGAGAGGCUUUGAUGCCACUGCUGAAUUGGAGAGGAUCAACCGGGAGCUUGGCGAACUGGAGGUUCAUGACCAUUUGAGGCAUGCCGGCGAUGAGAAUAAGGAAAAUAUCGAUGGUUCGGUGCCGAAACGCUACGUGACCGUGGAGGAAGUUGUAGACGAGGACGAUCCGGUCAGAGCGGCCGGGGAGGGAGCAGAAGAUGAAGACGUCGGAUUGUCGGUACCCUCCUCCCCAACACCGACUCCCAAGGAGCCCGGGGAGACCACUGUGCCUUUGGGUUGGAUGGACAAUAACAAUAUUGGUGAUAAAAUGGGAUCUAGCAGUAGAGCUGCGUCAAACCGCAGCCUAUUUUCAAAAUUUCUGGAGGAGGGUCUUGGGACCGGGAAGCGGGACAAGAGGCCUACCAGCGGAUCAAACGCGUCUGAUUCCUGGCGAUUUGAUGAUCUUUUCUCCUCGCCCACAGAGAGGAAGAAGGGCAAAGAGAGAAGUACAGUGUCCUCAGAUGAAUCGUUGCAGGAUCGGGAUGAGCAAACAAAUGGAGCUAGGGGACCCCAACCUUGGAGAUGGAUCUUGACUCCCGGUGGAACGGUAAUCACACCACCGCAAUAUGAUUCAGAUAACCAAGCUCCUAAAGUGGGGACACAGAGCUUCGAAAGAGCUAGUGCACCGCGUUUGGGGAGGUUAAAUGAGGAGGAUACCGAGGAUGAACAUAUCAUUAGCGAAUCAGACCAGCCAGACGUUGAACAGGAGGAACUAAGAACAGAGAGAAAGAGACGUAAGCCUUUCUUCCUCUUCGGCGAGGGACCUGCGGCUUCUCCGGCUCCUCCCCCGGCCCCCGAACCAUCCACGCGAAAGUCUCCGACACUUCCAGCUUACCUUCGUGCUGAGAUGGAGAGUUCAUAUCAGAGCACAAGGAUCGACGAUGACUCGGAUAUUGACGAUAACCAGCCAAGGGAAGCAGAUAUUGAGAAUGCUUUCUCGAAAAUGAAACCCGGCCCAUGCGAUACUCCCGUAAUGGGUAAUUCCAGAACUGCAGUUUCCUUGACCCCGCUUCUCGGAGAUAGAAGUCCAACUCCUCGGCGAGGUGGGCCUUCUCUAAGGCUCGAUACUGACAAUUUCAAAGCCACUCGCGGGCCGGGCGAACGUUCUGCACCAAUGCCCAAGGCACCCAACCCAAGUGCUUCGACGAAGGGGCCCAAGUAUAGAGGUGGCAGCGGCUCCUAUGGCUAUCCUGGACCCAGCCAUGUGCAAGAGGGAGGGGGUUUAGACGAACCAUGGGAAUCAGCGUCUGAAGGAAGUGCCUCUGGGAAAUGGGGUAGUCGACGUGGCAAUCGAUGUGGCCAUGGGAAAGGCCCUAGCACGCGUACAUGGAGGCGUGACCUUGAUUCGGAAGAUUUCCGAAGCCGAUCUGUUUCCCCGCAAAUUCCACCGCCAAGUCGUUCGUCAAUGACCACUACUGAUAGAAGCGCCGAUUUUAUCCCUCCACCGCAGACUUACCAGCAGAAUAUCGGCAGUGGCAGCGGCAGUAACGGCCCUGUUCGCUAUGGUGGAGUGCGUUAUAUGGGACCUUUGGGCCCCACCCAUAUGCGAAAUUAUGCAGGUGCCCACCAAGCAGAUAUGAUCUUCCACCAGCAAAUGAAGAAUCCAAAGGAACUCUUUGCAGCCGGCUAUCGGCCGAACGGCCCCCCGCCUUUCAUCAGCCCUAUGGGUCCGGUAUACGCUCCAAACCCCCCACACUCGGUUUCUGCUUUUGGAGGUGGUGCCAUGGGAAGGUCACCUGCGUUCCUCUUAGGAAAUAAUGAACAAAGGGUCGCAUCAGAGAACGGAGGCAACUGGCCGAUGCGCCCUCCGCUCACGGCGCACCCACAAUUUGGCCCGCAUAUGUGGAAUCUUUCCGGCGAGGGACCCCGCCGAAGCUAUUCUACUGAUUCCAUCUCUCCGCAUUUGUGGAAACUCGAUGCGGAGGGUGGACUGCAACAAGCCCCAGGUCCCAUCCCAGGACCAACGAUGCCGCCACAGCGUCCUGGAUCCACGAUUGCGGACCAAACCGCAUACCAAAACCAGAUUAAUGCCUCUUUGAUGAGUGCCCUGGCCAAUGGAUAUGCACAACAGCCUAGCACCCCCGGAAGCCAUGGAAGCGUGGUGGGGCAGAUGCCAGGUCCACAGUGGUACCUCAAUAUGCAGCAAGCCCAAGCCCAGGCCCAAAUGCAAGGGAACCCAACUAUUCCGCCCGGAUUUGAAGCCUGGACUAGCAGCCCAAUAGGAGGGAUGCCAGGGCAAUGGGCAAUAGGUCCAUUUAGCUCAUGAUUUUUGUUUUUCACUAACUAAAAAACAAAGGCUUGUAACAACUGAAAAAAAUUGUAUUUUUGUAUGCUUCUUUUCCUCCUGUUUUCCUGAUUUGAAUCAUUUCUUCCCCCUUUUCGGCGAGCGGAUUUGCUUUUUUGCUUCCCAUUCCUCAUUUGCCCCGAUAAUCGCUUUUUCUUUGCUUGUUUUGCGGUGGGGUCAAGGGGUUUUACAUCACUUUAGUGAUCACGGUAAAUGCGACGGUUUCGAUGCUUGGAAACGAAAAAAAGGAUAUCAUGGGGUGUUUUUACUUUCUCUUUACAUUUUACUCUUUCUUUUUUUUUUCAACGAAAAAAAAGAAGCUAUUGUAUUCGUUUGCUGGUCAAUUUUUUCUUCUGCCCGGCCCGGGUGGGGCAGAGCGGUCGUUUUUUAUGUAGGUUCAAUAUAUUGGGCUUUGGUUUU
Messenger RNA from Tuber melanosporum (Perigord truffle), 4073 nucleotides. RefSeq lists its product as uncharacterized. Lineage: Eukaryota; Fungi; Ascomycota; Pezizomycetes; Pezizales; Tuberaceae. Bases 69 to 3635 code for a protein of 1188 amino acids. The transcript has 3 exons. The record is from RefSeq and is a predicted model, not a curated record.